This is a messenger RNA of Melanotaenia boesemani (Boeseman's rainbowfish), 3426 nucleotides long. RefSeq names its product kelch-like protein 9. Gene Ontology annotation, biological process: protein ubiquitination; regulation of cytokinesis. Bases 251 to 2329 code for a protein of 692 amino acids. The record is from RefSeq and is a predicted model, not a curated record. NCBI's taxonomy places the organism in Eukaryota, Metazoa, Chordata, Actinopteri, Atheriniformes, Melanotaeniidae. Gene Ontology annotation, cellular component: Cul3-RING ubiquitin ligase complex. The transcript is spliced from 11 exons. Gene Ontology annotation, molecular function: ubiquitin-protein transferase activity; cullin family protein binding.
AAGGAGAAGUAGCACAGGAAGUGACUGAGGUCUCGGUUAUGUUGAAGAGACGGUGAUGCUCACUCAGACGCUUCAGCGCUUCAACCAGCUCGCACGGUACAGCAGACAUUUUCUGCCCAGUCUUCCUCUUAAAGUUCGGGUUGGUUAGACGAACAGGCUGGAGGGUGGCCUCGGAUCCAGCCUGCUGUGGAGGAUUUCUUCCAGGAGGUCACAGCGCAACAACAGUCCUCAACCCCAAAGGGCUAAUGAAAUGGGGGGAAAUGGAGAAGAAAGUGGCCCUCGCAGGCUGAGCCGCAGAUUGUCUCGUCUGGGCAGCAGGCAUCAGUCCAGAGACCCUCCGAGACCUCCAGCUGAGCCGGAAAGACCCCCACCUGUUCAGCAAGAUGACAGGCAUCCACCAGCUCCUGUUCUGCCUCCAGCUCCACCUGCACCUUCAGUUCCUGCUCCUGCUCCUCUUCCUCCACCCAUGAAAAUACCACCUAUACGUCCUGACAGAGCAACAAAGCCCAAACUUCCUCCUCGACCACUUUCCAAGAUCUUCAGUAGCAGUGAGCAUGGUGAAGAUGUGCUGCAGGGAUUCAAUGUUUUCCGGGCAGAUGAGACUCUCUGUGAUGUUGUCUUGGUUCCUGGAGACAGCAAGGAAGCUUUCCCAGUCCACAGGGUCAUCAUGGCUUCUUCUAGUGAUUACUUCAAGGCCAUGUUCACAGGCGGCAUGAGGGAGCAGGAGAUGAGAGAGAUCAAGCUGCAUGGGGUCACUAAGGCAGGCUUAAAGAACAUUAUAGACUUCAUUUACACAUCCAAAGUCAGCCUUGAUAUGGGCAACCUUCAGGACACGCUGGAAGCUGCAAACUUCUUGCAGGUCAUGCCUGUUCUAAACUUCUGUAAUCAGCUUCUGAGCAGUGAGAUUACUAUUGAUAAUUGUGUGGAAGUUGAGCACAUUGCCACAGACUUGCUUCUGGAGGAUGUUCAACUGAAUAUAGGUAAAUUUGUGAGCCAGAAUCUGUCAGCAUUGGUGCAGUGUGGUCGCCACCUGCAGCUUUCUGAAACCAGCAUGGCCAACGCUCUGGCCAGCAACUCCCUUGAAGGCUUCUCUGAGCUGGAGCUCUACCAAAUCGCCAAGGACUGGCUGGACCACGACUCUCCCAAACGCCGCUCCUCUGUUUAUGCCCUGAUGCGGCACAUUCGUUUCCCACUGAUGAGCCCCAGUGAGCUGAUUCAGAUCUCCCAGGAUGAUGAAGAGGGAAGCAACUCCAUGAUGCGCUCUGACACAGCUUGUGUAAACCUCCUGCUGGAGGCUAGCAACUACCAGAUGAUGCCCUACAUGCAGCCAGCCAUGCAGACCGAGAGGACGCAGAUCCGAUCAGAUGCCACACAUAUUCUGGCCCUGGGUGGUGUUAUGCGACAGCAGCUGGUGGUGAGCCGGGAGCUGCGGUUGUAUGAUGAGAACACCGGCUAUUGGAGGGCUCUGAAACCCAUGGAGGUGCCACGUUAUCAGCACGGUGUGGCUCUUCUGGGUGGAUUCCUCUUCAUUGUUGGAGGUCAGAGUACAUAUGACACAAAGGGUAAGACGGCCAUAGACAGCGCCUACCGCUACGACCCACGCUUCGACAAAUGGCUUCAGAUUGCUUCACUUAAUGAGAAAAGGACCUUUUUCCACCUCAGUGCUCUGAAAGGGAAACUGUUUGCAGUGGGAGGAAGGAACGCUUCUGGAGAAAUAGACACAGUGGAGUGUUACAACCUGAAGAAAAAUGAGUGGACCUUUGUGACCAACAUGGUGGAGCCUCAUUAUGGCCAUGCUGGUGCAGUUCAUGGGGGCCUCAUGUACAUCUCAGGUGGGAUCACUCGUGACACUUUCCAGAAGGAGCUUUGGUGUUACGACCCCGUUGCUGACAGUUGGAGUCGACGGGCUGACAUGAUGGAGCUCCGUGGCCUGCACUGCAUGUGCACAGUGGGAGACAGACUCUACGUCAUGGGCGGGAACCACUUCCGAGGCAGCAGCGACUAUGAUGAUGUCCUCGGCUGUGAAUACUACAGCCCAGACACAGACCAGUGGACAGUGGUGGCGCCGAUGCCUCGGGGCCAGAGUGACGUCGGUGUUACGGUGUUCAACGGGCAGAUCUACGUGGUGGGAGGGUAUUCCUGGAACAGCAGAUGCAUGGUUGACAUUGUGCAGCGGUACGAUCCAGAUGAAGAUGUGUGGGACAGGGUGUUCAACGUGCUUGAGCCUCUGGGGGGGAUUCGAGCCUGCACAAUGACUGUUCAUCUGCCAGAGGGCUCAGUAGAUGAAGCUCAGAUACAAGAGUGCCCUCUGCCCACAGCUAAGAGCUGAUAGCUACACACACAGAGGGGUUUCCCUCACACUGUGUUGAAAAGAGGGCAAAACAGGAAACUGUGGGUUGCACAUAUAAGCUGCAUGUGCAAAAAGGACAGGCUACCAAACACUGUCAUUCUGCUGUGUGAAACUUUUACACCUUUCAUUUCCUGUGGUGUUAUUUCCUGUUCUGUUGUGUUCUUAGCUGCGUGUCCCUCCUAAUUUGCUGCUUGUUUUUCUUCAGUCUAAAGUACAGCCAGUUCCCAGAAUACACGAUCAAACCUGCCGAUACCCUUGGAUUGACUGAGCAGAUUCAGUGAGGAUCACUGCUUCACUGUUUAACCCUUUAUCAGACAUUCAUUGAAAUACUUGGACAUUUAAAUUUUCAACCACAGAAGAGUUUUUUAUAAUAUCAAAGUAUAUUACAUGGCUUUAAAACUUGGAUACUUUUUUCUAAAAUAACAAAACUUAUACAUAAAUGGUCAGUACUACCAUUUCUUUCUCAUUCUUAUGCUAAACACUGAUCUCAUUGAAGUAGCUGGGAUGUGGCCUGAUCUUUUAUCGCUGGUUCUAUGAUUUCAUGGACUAGCAUGCCAAGGCAUUUUUUAUGUCCAAUAAUGUGUACAAACAUGGUCAUUUGGAAAUGAUGUGAUUACAGUAUCAAACUGGCAUUAAAAUCAUUUUGGUACGUGACAGCUCAUUGUUUAUCUUAUCCAAGCUAAUAUACAAGGAAUAAAGAGAGUUCUCAAAAUCAUAAGGUUGAAAAGGUACAGAAGCACAAAAAUGCAGUGUGGCUCACUCAUCUUUUAGUAAGUGGAUUUUUUUAGCAUGAGCAUAGUCAUGAGGCUUCGGCUGUAUCAUGGCAACAAAGAAAUCUUUAAAUGAUGUUGACAUUGAACUUCCUGUCCUAUUAAUUAGAUCUAUAAGUACAUCCCACUUUCACAAAGCUAACUAAAUCUAAAGAUACUAUUAAACAAUGUGUAAUAAGCAAAAUAGCUAAAUCUGUGCCUUGCAUUUUGUUUUUAGCAAGAAAUGUUGAAGUUUAAAUUAGUAAAAGAUCCUGAUUCAGUCGUGUUUGAUUCAGAUUUAAAUGAAAAUAAACAAUAACCCAGCUA